GGGAAACCAGAACAGAGAGCAUGCCCAGCAGUGGCUGGAGAAGAUGAACGACCAGUGGGAGCUGCAGAGGUUUCUGCAGGACUGUCUGGAGCUGGGGGACUGGGUGUGUGAGAAGAUGCUGAUGGCGAGGGACAGCAGCCGAGACGAGACCCAGAAGCUUCACAAGAAAUGGCUUAAGCACCAAGCCUUCAUGGCCGAGCUGGCCCAGAAUAAGGAAUGGCUGGACAAAAUUGAAAAGCAAGCGGUGAAGGAUGUAAUAACUGAGAAUAAUGUACAUAUUGGUUAUAGGAAGUAAAGUCACACAAGUCAUUUCUAUGGAUUUGGGCCCCCUUACAUGUCUCAAUUUGUGCUCCUUAAGGUAUAUAUUUUAUUAUUUCCUUUUGUUUCAGUAUUUAUUGGUUUGGUAGACGCUGUCCCCCUUUUUUUUGUUUUACUUGGUCAUA
Messenger RNA from Notothenia coriiceps (black rockcod), 443 nucleotides. Its product is annotated as spectrin beta chain, non-erythrocytic 4-like. Gene Ontology annotation, molecular function: protein binding. Lineage: Eukaryota; Metazoa; Chordata; Actinopteri; Perciformes; Nototheniidae. The transcript has 3 exons. The annotation marks the transcript as partial. The record is from RefSeq and is a predicted model, not a curated record.